GGCGUGGAUUGGAUACCACAAUCGCUCCAAGUUCCCCUGAGGUCAGCAUCGUCAUCCUGGGGAGUUUCCUCAAUUUCAUCGCUAGAACUAUCUACGGUCGUGCUCACGCGGGGAGUCGCCCAAGCGGAGCUUCCAUUAGCGACUCCAAGCACUCCCCGAUUUCUGAAUCACCACCAAGGAUCGACUGAAGUUGGAGUAAAACUAGGGUCCGAUGCCUUCAACGUGGAGACAAGGCACUCCCGCGGGCUGUCGCGACGUGAUUCUGCUCAGGCUGCCGUUCGAUAAACACCCCACCGGCGGAGUGGAAUUUGGACGAUGUGGUGACACCUUCGUCUCCAACAUUGCGGAGCAUACGUCAGCCGUUCCCAGCGAUAUUCAUGUCGGCGACUUCGUCGAAGAGGUGGCCGGAGUCCGUUGCCGGGAUGUUCCGCUCGCGGAGCUGGAGCACCUGAUGAGGGAUUCACUCGCCGGUCGCGACGGUCAAGUGCGGCUGAAACUCAGGUCGGAUCGUAGGAUCGUGAUCCCCCGUUCUGUGGACGAACAGAAAAACUGUUUGAGAGCAAGAUCGCGAUUGUUCAAAUCGAGGAAAGCGAUGCGGUCGAUGAGCAAGAUGACUCCGAUGGAACCUUCUGGGCAUGGAAUAGAGAUCAAGCUUAGGCUUGAAGACGAUGUUAUUAUCCCAACCCCUGACAGGCGAACAGAAAUCAAGAAAUGCAACCUUGAUAUGCGACCAGAACCAAGGAGAGACAGUCGCCCACCUUCUCCGCCUCGCAAGGACGGGGCGACAAACACCGAGUUCACUGCCAGCUACGUCUUCAGAGCUGAAGAAUUCAAAGCUCUCCUGAAGUCGCAGAAAAAAAGAGACACUCGACAAGAAGGAAUAUUUGCCAAACAGGUUCAGGCAUUCAACAGAAUGGGAAUUAGUGACGACUGGAAACGUCAUCGGAAUUGGAGAAAUAAGGGACAUGGAAAAGCAACGAAGCAUCUCAAAGCAUCGGAAUCCGAUCGGGGGGAGUCGAAAGGAUUCUAUUCUCCUCCUCAUGAGACUUGUCUGAAGUCCGCUCUCAGCUGCCUCGAGCGCGCGCUCAAUCCGAGCGGGGAUUCGGAAAGAAAUUCGAAGUGAUUGGGCUCGGAUAGAUUCCCCACGAGCUUGUCACUUGAUUCUCCAGGGAACAUUCUCGAUCCGAAUAGAUCGAAGUACUUUAAGCACGCCUCCUAUCUGAUUCUUGGAUGAGCGGGCGCAAUGCCUCGCCUCCUGGGAGGUUCCGCCAGGAUAAGGGCAGAUUAGAGCUUGGCUUGGAAAUUCGAGGAAUGCUUCGACACGUUGAGGGGAAGCUUACGAAGCUUCAAUUAUUGGGGUCUUGCGCGUGACUGUACCGUCCUGCUUCCAUCGCAUGGAGAUUCACGAUUAGCCGAUCUCGGACAUUGGGAUCAAUAAAGACGUCGUUACACU
Messenger RNA from Galendromus occidentalis (western predatory mite), 1453 nucleotides. RefSeq lists its product as uncharacterized. The record is from RefSeq and is a predicted model, not a curated record. Lineage: Eukaryota; Metazoa; Arthropoda; Arachnida; Mesostigmata; Phytoseiidae. The transcript is spliced from 4 exons. Gene Ontology annotation, molecular function: protein binding. Bases 212 to 1123 code for a protein of 303 amino acids.